Messenger RNA from Pezoporus flaviventris, 597 nucleotides. RefSeq names its product telomerase RNA component interacting RNase (gene TRIR). The transcript is spliced from 3 exons. Gene Ontology annotation, molecular function: 5'-3' exonuclease activity; 3'-5' exonuclease activity. Lineage: Eukaryota; Metazoa; Chordata; Aves; Psittaciformes; Psittacidae. Bases 59 to 478 code for a protein of 139 amino acids. The record is from RefSeq and is a predicted model, not a curated record.
CCGGCGGCGCCGCGCGCUUCCCGGCGUGCCCAGCGGCGCGGCGAUCGCGGCGGACAAGAUGGAGGCGCACGGUGAGGACGGGGAGGCCCCGGAGGCCCCGUCCCCGCCUCCCGGGCCCGGCGGCGGGGUCAACGUCUUCGCCAACGACGGCAGCUUCCUGGAGCUCUUCAAGCGCAAGAUGGAGGCGGAGCGGGAACGGGAGGCGGCGGCGGCAGCGAUGGCGGAAACAGCCGGUGGCGCCGGGCCCCGCCCGCCAGACGGCUCGAAGAGGAGCGGCGGCGCCCUCAGCUUCGUGGGCAGGCGGCGAGGGGGGAACAAACUGGCCCUGAAGACAGGAGUGGUGGCCAAGAAGCAAAGGACGGACGAGGAGGUGCUGACGAGUAAAGGGGACGCGUGGGCCAAGUACAUGGCCGAGGUGAAGAAGUACAAAGCGCAUCAGUGCAGCGACGACGACAAAACACGGCCGUUGGUCAAAUAGCGCCCACUGGGCGUUAGAAAUGCUCUUUCUGCAGGGCCCGAAGCCUUUUCUAGCUCCAAACGCCCCACCCCGGCCCGGGGCCACCGGAGCUGCCCCAAUGGCAACCAGGACUUUGAUGC